Messenger RNA from Ogataea philodendri, 216 nucleotides. RefSeq lists its product as uncharacterized. Bases 1 to 216 code for a protein of 71 amino acids. NCBI's taxonomy places the organism in Eukaryota, Fungi, Ascomycota, Pichiomycetes, Pichiales, Pichiaceae. The record is from RefSeq and is a predicted model, not a curated record. The transcript has a single exon.
AUGUGGUUCUCUGCCAUGAGAUUAAUUAGCGGCGCAAAACAGCUGUCCGGUGAUUGUGGCGAAAGUAUCACACCCUUGUUGUUGAGUGUGGCAGACUCCAUCAUUUCCACAAACCCUGAGCACUGGUCAAAGAAAGACCGAGUGAACUUCCAGUCGAUCAGAAACAUGAUCUUCUCCGUCAAGGUGAACUUGAUAGGUGAAUCUUCUCCCAAAUAG